AUGGCCUCUUCAGGUAGCUCAGAGAAUGAGGGGCUAGCUGAGCUCCUCAAAGAGACGUUGAAGGAGCUACGAAAUAUCUCCUCAAAGCUGGGUGAACAAAGCAAAGCAAUUCAAGCUAUGACUAAAACGCAAUUUCAACCUCUAUCACUUGCCGCUGAACAGCCGAUGGACAGCAACACGACCAUGAGGAGGCAGCCUAUUAUUGAAAAUGAGUUAUACUAUAAUCAGGAUAAAUCAUCGCACUUGGAAGAUGAGCCGCAGGACACUACUACGUCAGAAGCUGGUUCUGUUAUAGCUCCCCAGUUUUUAUCAGCAGAUGAAAGUAGGAUCUCUGCUUCUUCCGCUGCGAAAGAUGCUCCAGAUAUUUCAGCCGCACAACCAACCAGAAGACUAAGUGAUUCUUCAAAAAUAAACAAUGAUCCGCAGAUUACAGCCGCUCAGUCAUUUAAGAGACCAACUACUUCCUUAACGAUGAACAGUGCCCCGGAUAUCUCUAAAAUACGAUUUUUGAGUAAAUCAAUUGCGUCCUCAGCAGAUAACAGUGCUCCGCUACCAUCUGCUGCUCAGCCGACAAGAGAGUCAAGAGUUUCCGCAUCGACUGAAAGUUCGAUGCAACGUCUGGGAACUCAUGGAGAAUCAAAGGCUUGGGAUCGGUUCAAACGACUACCCUAUGAUCAUCGACUUCACCUGAACUUUGAAUCUUUCCGGGAUUUUCUCUCUACGAAGGAUAAACUUCAAAAUUGUGACUCUUCAUUAGAGGUCAUAGAUUGGGUCCAUCAGCAAUGUUUUUUUUAUUACAAUUUACCCCGAGUCAGCAGUAAUUGUUCUUAUGGUAGAACAUCGCAGGUGUUAACGAUUGCGCCUGAUACUGAUUCAGGAAGAUUAUGUACCUGUGAUGGUACCUGUUACGACUCCUCCCAUACACCCAUGAGUCCCAUUGCAAACGUUUAUUCACGAAGGAGGAAAGCACAGCUCCAAAGACAAGCUAUCGGAGCAACCAAUGCACUAACGGGGAGCCAAUGGGGGAGUAAACAAUGGAGGAGAAUAAUACUACUCAAGGACAUUUCGCGUAUAUACAAGUCGAUUGAAGAUCUAGAACGUAAGGUAGAAGUUGAAGAUCUACUGGGGUAUCACUCUACAGGUGAAGGAUUUACAUGGGAAAGUUUGGGGGACCUUUUACCCAAGUCGGAUUUUCAACAAGAAUGUUCCAGAAUGCAUGGCGCUCUCAUGGCUUGUGCAAGCGGCUCAGCUAUCGUCGAUGUGAAGAAUAGCGAUCUUCUUCUAAGGCGCAGCUGUGUUACGAUUGUUGGAAUUAUUGGCUGGUUGCAAAUUUGGUCACCCGAAAACUGGACCACAGUAUUGCUAACGUCUGAAACAACGGAAAUAUCUAUGGAUAUAUAUGAAGAUGGUGAGCAAGCCGUUGAUCGUGAGUUUAUUGUGGCACUUUCAGGAAUCAUAGACCGCAGCACAAGAGCGGUUAUUCAUCAUUGGGACGUUCUCGCAGAUUACUUUGAAAAGCUACUCAGUGAGAGCGACACUUUACUAGAGCCUGAGUUACACGACCUCUUACUUGUGGAUGAUUCAAAAUAUUCUAAGUCGAAGAAAUACUUCUGGGCUUUGAACAUUUUAAAGGAGAUUGAAUCAGAUAUCGCUGCAGUCAUCUCGCAGCUUGAAGGGUUCAUGGACUUUUCGCAAAACUCACUGUUGAAGAAAUACUUCCCUUUACCAGAAGGCAAAAUAAGUACACAGCGAGAGAGAAUUGUGAAAACUGUUUUAGGUGUGUUGAAAGAAGAUCUCACCAGGCUACAAAGUCGUUUUAGUGACCAGCGAGAGCUUACCAAGGAUCUCCGAGACGGCCUGUUCAAUGCUAGUGCAGUCAUGGAAUCGAGAGCUUCGACGAGAUUGGGAGAGAAUUCAAUCUGGAGCAUCAAUGACAGCGCUCUAGAGCAUAUCGAUAUCAUGAUUGGUGUCGCAGUUGUCUUGGGCAUAGCAACCUACUUCGUAGUUUUCAACGUCAACAACAUCGUCUUCCUUUCAAAUCAGAUUAUCAAAAAUCUAAAAACGGGUGCCAUUGAGCAUAUGAAGAAAAAUGAGGAUACUGUAUGGAAACAAAGAGGUGAAGGGUUGACAGAGCCCGCUCUUGCAAAUGAGCAGAAUGCUACUCCUUCAAGUUGGCGUAUUCCUCAGUAUGUAUGGUUGUUGGCUUGGAACUGGAUUGCUACAAUUGUGGGUUACAUAUGGAGUCCAAGGAGAAAGUUAUUCGAGCGGAUAGCCAAGGAGAAGGCGAAACAGACGGAGCAGGGUAUAGAGUAUAAACCCUCCAUUAUCUUCCGCAAUUGGGAAUCCAAGAUGGCUCCACAAACUACCGACUGGGCAGUCGAGCUAGUCAAAGGUCGAAUGACCACAACUAAAGAGGGAUACGAAGAAAUGGACAAGCAGAUGUCACGCAUGGGCUUGAAGGGUGCUUAUAGUCCGGCGAAUGUCUAUCCUGGAUCUCCUUUCACUCCGAGCUCGAAGCCCACACCAGAAGCAGUUCGUGAGAAGGCUCGAUUGUCAUCACAAGAGAUAUUAUCGGAUUGGAAUACAUUGCGGGCCACUGUUCAAUGUUGUGAGCUUAUUCUUCACGACUCCACCAAAUCGGGUGCUUUGCUCGACGCAAAUACUCCAACGGGUGUUACACCGGAUUCUUUCAUUGCUCCAGAGCCCACUGCAUCUGCCGUCACCGAAAUACUUCUAUCUCUAUCUCUGGCCACCAUUUCAGCGAGAGCACCGUAUCGUUUACCAACGAACAUCGAUUUUGAGCGCCUCCGUGAAAUUUUUGCAGCAAGACUUUCAGCAGCAGAAGACUAUAUCUUUGAUUUGAGGGAGGAUCCUGGUUUUUUUUCUGACACCAUUAACGAUUGGAGCGAGCAUCGGAAUGAUACAUUGUUAGACACAAAUGGCAACCCACAUCCGACUGGGCCACACACUCAGGAUUUCUGGAGCCGCGUGGUUAGAAAAAUCAUCGAUGACGGAUAUUCUAAUCACGAAACCUGGUUUAUCCUUCAUCGUCAAGCUGCUCUAUCAUGCAUAUUGCUGGAAGAAUACAAGGAUGAAACUUCAUAUAACAAACAACUUCCCAAGGAAUGUCUCAUUGCAAUUCUGAAGCUUGGGGAACUUCUCAAGAUAAGUGCCGAAGCACCAAUCAACUAUCUCCAGAAUAUCCAGUCCUCGCCACCCAUCCGACAUCACUUUACAUGUGCUCCGCAAGCACCUGGUAUAAUCAACAUGCAUAUAUUGCCAAGAGAUGAGAAAAGUCCAUUCUUUCACAAACCGUGGGGUCUUUUAUUGAUUUUGUAG
Messenger RNA from Botrytis fragariae, 3339 nucleotides. RefSeq lists its product as uncharacterized. The record is from RefSeq and is a predicted model, not a curated record. Lineage: Eukaryota; Fungi; Ascomycota; Leotiomycetes; Helotiales; Sclerotiniaceae. Bases 1 to 3339 code for a protein of 1112 amino acids. The transcript has 10 exons.